Molecule: messenger RNA, 537 nt
Organism: Dioszegia hungarica
Lineage: Eukaryota; Fungi; Basidiomycota; Tremellomycetes; Tremellales; Bulleribasidiaceae
Product: 2',3'-cyclic-nucleotide 3'-phosphodiesterase
Exons: 2
Coding region: 1-537 (178 amino acids)
Biological process (GO): cyclic nucleotide metabolic process
Molecular function (GO): 2',3'-cyclic-nucleotide 3'-phosphodiesterase activity
Source: RefSeq, a predicted model, not a curated record
AUGGCUUCCGGAGUGCUCUCAGUCUGGUCUCUCUGGCUUGAGCCCGACGAGAAGACCAACCUCAAAUUCCGCAAUGCCAUCACCUCCCUGUCCUCCCUCUCGCCCGCUUCACCCAACUUCCUGCCCCACGUAACCCUUUACGGCUCCAUCGAUCUCUCUACCGAACCAUCCGUCAUCCGCAAGCACCUCGAGGCGAUUAUAGCCCAAUCGCGCCAGUCCGAGCCUCUGCGCCUUCCGGUCCUGUCCCCAUCGACAGGCGAGGCAUUCUUCCAGUGCAUCCUAGCUCCCGUAGAGCCAGUAGAGCCGCUGCUGAAGCUACAAUCGCGCUGCGAGGAGGUCUGGGGUCGGAAGUCGCCAUACUUCCCCCAUGUCAGUCUGAAGUACGGGGAUAUUGGCGCGGAACGAAGGGAGGAGAUUGCCGAGCGGGCGAGGGAGGAGUCCUUGCCGGAGAUGGUGGCAGUGAGGGGAAUCAGUAUUGUGCGUUGUGUAGGGAUGGCAGAUCAGUGGGAGGUGGUAGAUGUUGUACCAUUUGAUUGA